ACUGUUUGAUUUACAAACAAAAUUUUAAAAAGAGAGUUGUAUUUAGAAGACAAAGUCGUCUUCUUUCCCAUCAUCAGAGAUUUGAAAGUGUGUGUGUGUGUGUUUAUAUUUUGUUUUUUGUUAUACAGAGAGCAACCAAUUUUGUGAGGAGGAAGAUCUGAGAUGGCAACUUUUGGAGGAACAACCCAGAAGUGUACGGCGUGUGAUAAGACUGUGUAUUUGGUUGAUGAGCUUACUGCUGAUAACAAAGUCUAUCACAGGGCUUGCUUCAGAUGCCACCACUGUAAGGGGACUCUCAAGUUGUUCAAUUAUUCGUCCUUUGAGGGCGUUUUGUAUUGCAAGCCUCACUUUGAUCAACUGUUUAAGAUGACUGGGAGCUUGGAUAAGAGUUUUGAAGGAACUCCAAAAACUGUUAGGGUUGAGAGAUCUGCUGAUCAGGUAAAAAAUAGCAGAGUUUCCAGUAUGUUUGCUGGAACUCAGGAGAAAUGUGUUGCUUGUAAGAAAACUGUUUACCCAAUUGAGAAGGUGGCAGUAGACGGCACAUCAUACCACAAAGCCUGUUUCAGGUGUACCCAUGGUGGCUGUGUGAUUAGCCCAUCAAAUUAUGUGGCACACGAGCACCGCCUAUAUUGCAGGCAUCACCACAAUCAACUCUUCAAGCAGAAAGGUAACUUCAGCCAACUUGGCAACCAUGAACAGGUUAAAGGAGACCAUGAACAGGUUAAAGGAGUGACUGAGAAUGCAACAGCUUAGUGAUACUGUGAAAAGUUUUCUUGUUUUAAUGUGAGAAUCUGUGUUUGUCUGGAUAGCAAGUUUGCUAGCAAGAGUCGGGUACAUCUGUUAAAGCAUACAAGAAGAGCUAUGUGAUUUUGUUUCUUUUUCUAUAUAUAUGUAAUAAGCCAUUGCAGACAUAUGUUCAGUACAGUAGUUUGGUUUUUGCAGAAA
Molecule: messenger RNA, 945 nt
Organism: Mangifera indica (mango)
Lineage: Eukaryota; Viridiplantae; Streptophyta; Magnoliopsida; Sapindales; Anacardiaceae
Product: LIM domain-containing protein WLIM1-like
Exons: 5
Coding region: 163-753 (196 amino acids)
Biological process (GO): actin filament bundle assembly
Cellular component (GO): actin cytoskeleton; plasma membrane
Molecular function (GO): actin filament binding
Source: RefSeq, a predicted model, not a curated record